This is a messenger RNA of Rhodofomes roseus, 938 nucleotides long. RefSeq lists its product as uncharacterized. Lineage: Eukaryota; Fungi; Basidiomycota; Agaricomycetes; Polyporales; Fomitopsidaceae. The record is from RefSeq and is a predicted model, not a curated record. The transcript has 6 exons. Bases 198 to 668 code for a protein of 156 amino acids.
AGUAAGCGAGGAGAUGUGUUGGCUCGCACUGUAACCUUCGCGGUACCAGCACUCACCCUCACUCGAAACCAGGCCCGUCCGGCUCGAGUCCUGACGGAGGCAUUCAGCUCAAGAGUGCCGUGGCGACUCGGACUCGGGACCUCGCUGUAUGCGUAGUACUUGACACCGCUAAUGCGGCGUGCCUCCAAUUCGACUGUAUGCCGGCUAAUCUCUUUUUAGCCAAGGUGCCGAGCAAGUGUCAGGGCUAUGAAGGUGGAGACGUACCAUUUGAUGUGACGGGUGCAGCCAUUGCCGUCUACAGGAGGGCAAACGCACACUGGAGCAUGAACAUGGUUGUAGGAACGAGUGGUUGGACUGGGCAAGGUCCCUCUGCCCCGUAUUUAUUCUCGCUGACGAUCUGCGCUGUCUUGGUCUUGUGUAGUAGCCUAUGGCGCUCUGCUCGAACGCAGACGGUCAAGCAUUUAACUGAAAGGCAUGUCAACAAGACUCAGUUGACUCCGAAGACGUCGACAACAAACACACUACUCGCAAAGCGAGGAUAUAUCGCCAGUCCUCUUGCCUUGCUGUCUGGUUGCCAUACAUGUCCAGACCAUCGCGUGAUCCUGCUGAGACAGUGGGCCAUUCUGUCCUUCAAGUUGAAGAGAGUCGGUCAGACCACAAUCCGAUGAUGAGAGAUCAGCGUCGACAGUAGUCGACAGACCCGACCGCGCUGAGUCUCAUCAAGCUCAAGCAAGGCCGCUUGAGAUACGUUGGGAGGCACCGCAUAGACAAAUAUGGGUAUCGUCCAUAUGCCACAGUCUAAAGUCGAGUCGUUCGCUGAGACGUCGCGGUAGUCACUAGCACGGUAUUGAAUCAACCAUAACCUUUGGAAGGCCUUGCAACUAGGUCACUGGUUGCGUCGGACACUACAAGUCCCAUAGGCCGUUACUGGUGUCAAU